This is a messenger RNA of Eremothecium cymbalariae DBVPG#7215, 810 nucleotides long. It is a transcript of the gene APC9, whose product is annotated as anaphase promoting complex subunit 9. Gene Ontology annotation, cellular component: anaphase-promoting complex. Lineage: Eukaryota; Fungi; Ascomycota; Saccharomycetes; Saccharomycetales; Saccharomycetaceae. The transcript has a single exon. The record is from RefSeq and is a predicted model, not a curated record. Bases 1 to 810 code for a protein of 269 amino acids.
AUGCAACGGCUGCCUCCAGAAGAUGAACCACCAAGUUUCGAACUUCCUCAACUGCCUCCAUGGAAAACACGACACAUAAAGCAAAGUAACCAGCAAACUCCCCUUCGAAGACCGCGUUGUAUCCUUGGCGCACCAUAUGAAACAGGAUCGUCAUUCCAGCCGUUAUCUUCAGCAGCUAUUGAUGCUGCAUCCACAAAGCAGUUACAGAAAGAAUACGAUUAUUCUGUGUUUAAUAAAAGCCGGCUUCUAACAGAAAGCAAAAUAGACCAGUAUUUGAAAAGCGAGAUCGCGACACACAAACGUGUAUUCCAUAGAGAUAAGGUCCACGAUGAUAGUUACCGGCCAGAUCUUCAACCUUUGUGUUGUGACAGUUCAGAUGAGGAGAGCGACUUGAUUUCUAAACGUUUGCAUAACCAACGAGUGGAGAGGCCGUUGGUAGUUAGCAUGCCUGGUCUAAGACCUGAAGAAAUACAGCUGGAUGCAGCUAAGAAUCUUAAGAAGGGAGCAGAAUACAGUUCAGAGGGAGAUGAUGAGAUAGAACUAAGGAGGUAUUGGGACUGGUCGGCCCUAAGCAAAAGUUUGGGCCCACGCGAGUACCAUAUGUUGAACAGGAUUUUACAGAAAGAGGUUCAGUUGCAAGAGCAUUUCCGUGAGGUACUCAAGAAAGGCGAUAGAUAUAAAAGAAAUCCAGAUCGUAAUGACGAUGAGACGUAUUUGGAAUUGAAGCAGUACGCUCACAAAUGCUAUGAGGAGGAUAAUUGUGUUUUCAACAUGGAUGACUUGAUCGUACACAUGACAAGCCAACGGUAA